AUGGAGCCGCAGACGCAGCCUGCGCCAUUCGGGCAGGCGCCCUCAAGGCAGGUGCUUCCCAGCCACCGCGUGGUGCAGUCGGGCCAAGUCUAUGCCUCGCGCCCUGCUGCUUGGAGCACGACGGCACCCAGCAACGUGCGAACGGCGCAGGUUCGCACUGCGGCGCCGGCGCUCAGCGCUGCUCUACCCGAGUGCUCCGAGGAGGAAGAGGAGGAAGAUGAGAUUCCUAGCGAGUUGGGUCCGGAGCCCGGCAACGCAACCAACUUGGCAGCGCUGCUGCCCAUCGAGACACUGCAGCAGCAGUAUCCGCACAAUGCCAACCUGCAGCAGCAAUUCGGCGAGCUGGCCCGGUCCUUCAAAGCCUGGCGGCCGGUCCGCGGCGACGGCAACUGCUACUACCGGGCCGUCCUCUUCGCUUGGUUAGAGCGAUCCCUGGCCGUGGGCGCCGUGCGCCACGCGCAGUCUCUGGCAGCGCAGUUGAAGCCCCACCGGGACGGCCCGUUUGGAAAUCAGGCCCGGAUAUGUCGCAGGCUUCUAAAAGCCUGGGCCGCGCAGCGAGCGCGGUGCAGCAGCAGCGAUGCAGUGCGCGCGUUGCUGCGGCGGGUUACCGACGAAUUCAACAGAGCUCGAAACGACGCUGCCUUCAUCGUUUGCUUGCGGCAGCUCAUUGCGCAGUACGUCCGCGCUCACGCGGGCGAUCCUGUUGGCAGCCAGGGGGACCAGAGCAACAUCCUCACGUACGAGACGUGGGCUCGCGCCAUUUCCGGAGCGCGGUCUCUGGACGAGUAUUGCGAGCAGUACAUCUGCUGCAUGAACAAGGAUGCCGCCGACCAUGUACAGUGGGUCUGCCCACAAGUGCUGCAGACCGUCGUGCGGAUUUGUAUGGUCGACAGGGAGACAGCGAGCUGCACUUUCAUCGACUAUGGUCAGGGCACGGCGGUGUGGACCCCGGGCUCACGGAGCCGAGCGCCGGUCAAGACCGCCGCUCAGCUCGCCACGGCUACCGGUCAGAGAGCGCCGGAGAUUUUCCUGCUACUCAAGCCCGGCCACUAUGACAUCCUGGUAGCUCGCGACCAGGCGGGGCAGCUCCUCGAGCCCACCCCUCUUGCUGAGCAGCAGGCUCCUCCCUCGGUUGUAAAGCCUGGAGUUGGUUGGGGCAGAGCCUCCUUGGAGGACGUCGCAUCCGGCUUCCGCGCUGUCCUCCGAUGUUUAGAGGAGAAGCUCGUUGAGGAGCUGCAGGGAAAGCGCCAGCGUCUCGGGAGCUGUGAUGAGUCUUUGUUCCUCGGGCAGCUGAUCAGCGUUCUGGAGCCCUUGCAUGAGCUCCUGCAGCCGGGCAAAGUGGAGCCCGGUUCUGCGCUGCGCUCGCUUUUGCCACUCCUGGACCGAUUCCUCAGCGCACCUGCUGCGGUGGCGGCGAACGGCAAACUUCCGUCAGCGCCCUCGCCGCCUGUGAAGGAGUGCCCUGCCCAUUCUCCGAUUGUGGCGCAAACACCGUCGCAAGUGCCGGGAUCGACCUGUUGUAUUUGCAGGCAGCCGAACCCAGCCGCCGUUGCUGCCUGCGGCUGCGGCUACCAUCUUAGCUGUUUUCAGGCCUACCUCAGAGACUUGCGCACGCGCGGGCAGCAGCCCAGCUGCCGCUUCCACCAGCGCCUCUUCUCCCCGGACUUCCUCGCGCGGUACGGCGACGUUUCGCCCUCCGCGCCCGAGACCCGGAAGCUCACGCUGCCCCCGACGACGGUGCUCCGAACGUCGGAUCUGGAAGCCACGAGGCCACCCCUCUCGCCGUCGCCCGAACGAUCAAUCUCUGGCCGCGUACUGCCGCAAAGUGGCAAUGUGGGCGCGGCGCUGGGCGUCCCAUGUCUCAUCUGCUACGGGGAGGACAACCUCCUGAAGACCCUGCAUUGCGGCUUCAAAGUACAUGUCCACUGCCUGAAGGAUUUUUGGUGUCAGAAGGUGACGACGCUUUGCCGGCUCACCGACAUCCGCUGCCCAGCCGAACUCUCCGGCUGCUCGGCGUUUCUUUCGGAGAGCGACCUCCGAGGCGUCAUCUCGGCAGAGGACCUGGCGGAAGCGCAACGCCGGAUCAAAGACGUGGACGACCGCAACGCACGACUCAUUGAGGAACUGCGCCGGCAAAGCGAAGAGUAUCGGCCGACGUUUCGCUGCGCCAUCUGCCUUGUGGAUCACGAGGUGGAGGGCUGCUGCACGCUGCCCUGCCAGCAUCGUUUCUGUUUCGAGAGCCUUCAGUACCACUUCGACCUCAUUGUCCGGGAGCGGCGGCUGGCGAAGCUGACCUGCCCGGCAGAAGGUUGCGGUUACAACCUCCGGUCGGAAGAAUCGAUUCCCAUCUUCCAGCAGUGUUUGCCAGAGGCCUCGUACCUGAAGCUCCUGGAGUUUCUCACCCGGGAUGACCCGCGGAUCGUCGACUGCCGCGCCAGAGGUUGCGAAGAGCGCGUUUUCGUUGAAGAAGGCGACAACUUCGCAGAUCUGACGUGCCCCAAAGGCCACCGAUUCUGCGCCAAAUGCGACAAUGGGCCACAUCCUGCCAUGACUUGCGAUGCGAGGCGGAAUCAGCUGCAGGAGGAGUAUGGCUUCUCGGAGGCUUUUCGCCAGGCACUGAGACUGGGUUGGAAGCCGUGCCCUCAGAGAUGUAAAUAUGGCGGCGGCUACAAAUCUCAGGAGGAGUGCGACCAUGUGACCUGCGAGUGCGGUUUCGAGUUCUGCUGGGAUUGCGGCGUAGAUCGGCGCGUACCACUGGCCCACGACAACAGGUGGCACAAGCCCUCCUGUCGUUACCACACGCCCUACCAUGAGGUCGCGGAGAUCCCGCGGCAAUCGCCCCAUUGCCCCGCCUGCCGGCUGCUGGCCAGCGCCGGAGACCCGCGGCCCUGUCGCUGGCCCGCGGACGACGGCUAUCCCGAGUCCUACCUCGGCCUGAUCCUAGAGAAUGCCCUGGUCCGUGCAGCUGCGGUGGACGCUCUGUCGAAGAUCGCGAUGAAAUGCACGACGCUUCGCAAGGACGUCCUUCUUUUGCUUCAGUUCGGAGCCAACGACAAUGACGACGAGGUGCGAGAUAGAAUCAAGCUCUACAGCAACGUACUCAAGCAGUGCGUGGAGGAGACCAACGAUGUGGCCAAGGUCGGUUACGAGACCUUGAUGUCCGCAGACACCAACUUCUCCGUGGACGCCCUGUAUGAGAGUUUGGUGGACCAGAUGCAGAACGGCAGUAUGGACCAAAUUAUCGACUUUGGCAACCUGCCCUCUGCAGAGGCUUAUGCUGCUGCCGCCAAGGCGAAGCAAGCCCUCGAGCCUGAGAAGAAGAAGCCAGGCGCACCGCCGGCGCCAAAAGCGGCCGCUGCGCCCCAGGAGCAGGAGCAGCGUGCGGCGAGCUCCUCCGAAAUGGCACGUGUGGUGUCGGAGAUCUUAGGGGACGGCGACCUUGGCCCGCUGCAGCACAGCUGCAAGCCCAAACCUCUCACCGAGAACGAGGCAGAGUACACAGUGCAGGUCAUCAAGCACAUGUUUGCUCAGCACCUGGUCUUGGAGUUGUACGUGUCCAACACCGUGCAAGGCAUCACGCUCGAGGAGGUCCAGGUGAACCUGACGGGUCUCGAGCCGGGCUGGUCGGAAGUUGGUGCGUCGGCCAUCAACAAGCUGGAGUUCGGUCAGAACGGGUCUGCGCACGUCGUCCUGCGGAAAAACGGCGGCGAGGACACCGCCGGCGUGGUCUCGGCUUCUCUCGGUGCGUCGCUGAGAUUUAUCGUCAAGGAGGAGGGUGACGAUCUGGGAUACGAGGACGAUUAUCCAGUUGAGAAUGUGACGAUCAGCACCGGUGACUACAUGUUCCCACGGGGACUCCAGUCUGGUCAAUUCCGCUCCGUGUGGGAGCAGCUCACCGCACAAGGAACGGAGGUCACGCAGAAGCUGAGCUUGAAUUUCAAGACGCUAGAAAUGGGCGUGGACUGGAUCAUAGCGACAUUGAACAUGCAGCCGUGCGACAACACGGGAAAGGUCGAGCAAGGAGGGCGAGGGCACACCGUGCUUCUGAGUGGCACCUUCCUCGGCGGCCAGACCUGUCUGGUGAAGGCCCUCGUUGGCAUGGAUGCCGAGCGGGGCUGUGUUGCGCGAGUCUCCGCGCGAGCGAAGAGCGCUGACAUCUGCCAGGUCGUGGUCAAUGCGCUGAUGUGA
Symbiodinium sp. CCMP2592 is the source of this 4188-nucleotide messenger RNA. The record is from the annotation of a GenBank genome assembly. NCBI's taxonomy places the organism in Eukaryota, Dinophyceae, Suessiales, Symbiodiniaceae.